UGUUGAAGUUUUCUCCUCCUCUUGUUGCUUCGCAUCUCUUUCAAAAAUGUCUGGUUCCAGUUCAUCAUCUUCACAAAUGGGGGAGGAUAAAGUCCGUAACUUCAGUAAUCUUAAACAUUUUGCAGACACCGACCAGAUCUGGUCCAUCAAUAAGAUCAGCGAUGAGGUCGUGAAUUGGUUGGCUGCUCACCUGGAAAAGUUGAAGAACUUCCUCGAUACAGAUGAUGAGGAACUUGAUGAUCUUUAUGAAAGUUUUGAGACAGUCAGGGGAGAUUUUGAAGAUGUUAGAAAUGCUAUCGGGGAACUCAACAAGUCCGAAAUUUUGGUCAACGAGAAGAUCAGAGCUUUUCUGCGUCCCAACUUGCCCGAUAUCCAAAGGCUGGAAGAAGCUACUGGACAAUCUGAAUCCCAGAGGCCGCAGAGUGAUGAUAAGCAGUCUAUCCCAAUCAGCGUUAAGAAGCUGGUUCCGGAGAUGGGUGCAGCUGCUUCAGAAUUAAAGGCGCAGCUCAAAUUAACUCCCCAGAAUGAGCCAGCUGGUGAGGCUGCAGUAACUGAAACCCAAUUAGAAAGUGAACAGAAAGAAAUAGAUGAUGCUGGUCGGCACAAGAUACCAGCUAUACCUUCUGAACAGAUCGAAGAAACUUCAUUGUUCCAGUAUUUUGCAGAACAGUAUAGGGGGCUCAAUAAAAAUACGAAAAAGUGUUUGUCAUGCAUUUUGGUGUUUCCAGAUGAUUUCGUUAUAAGGAAGACAGCCUUAAGGUAUUGGUGGAUGGCAGAGGGUUUAGUAGAGACCACCACGGCGGCAGAGGAGAAGGAAGAGACCACCACGGCGGCAGAGGAGAAGGAAGAUACCACCAGGACGGCAGAGGAGAAGAAAGAUGCCACCAGGACGGCAGAGGAGAAGAAAGAUGCCACCAGGACGGCAGAGGAGGAGAUAGCGGAACUUAUAAAAAUGGACUUCAUUGAACCGGUGAUGAAGGAAGGGAGAAUACUAGAAAACAAAUUCAUCAGAAUGAAUCCCUUCAUUCGUUUAAUUGUUAGGAUGCUAGCGAAGAAAGAAAAAUACUUUGAUUCUGAUUCUGAUUCUGAUUCUGAAGGGUACUCACCAAAACGUUUUACUGGCAAGGUAAUCCUGCUGAGUCUCAACCAGAAGUCUUCCCAGUAUGCAAUAUGGAAUCAAAAUCCAACAAAUUUGGAGACUUUAUUCAAUGUCAAUCAAUCCCUCAUAGAUCUGCAGAGUUUCUGGCUAUCCAAGGCGAAAAGUCUCCGUGUUCUUCAGAUAGGUAGCUGGAGAGGCUCCUCUGACGAUCAUGUUAAGGUGGCUAGCGCUGAAUUCUUGGAAAGUUUUGUCAAUCUCAAAUCCCUGAGGUACUUAGGUUUAAACAUGGUCUACGGAAUUCAAAAGCUUCCGCCUUCUGUUUCUAGUCUGGGUAAUCUGAGGAUACUGGAUCUCAAAGCAUGCCACAAGUUAACAAAAAUUCCUGCAGAGAUAAGGAAGCUCACAAGCCUGACUCAUUUAGACAUGUCGGGCUGUUAUAUGAUAGAAAGCAUGCCAAAAGAACUAGGGCAACUGAAGGAGCUCCGAGUUCUUAAGGGUUUUGUGGUUGGAGAUCCAAAAAGAAAGGAUGCGUGCAAGAUAGUUCAUUUGACAAAUUUGAAGAAUUUGAGAAAACUAAGCGUCUCCUGCAGCAUGGCUGAUGCAGAAGAGGCAACAGAGCUGGAAGGUUUAUAUGAGUUUGAAGAAUUGCGUUCCCUUACAAUAGCAUGGAUUAAACUUCCUAGCCCAUCAAAGACCUCCAAAGGAAAAUCCCAUAGGGGUAAUUUUUUCACGAGAUUGGUCAGCAGAUAUCAUGAGAUUGGUGCAAAAGAAAAGAGGGGUUAUCCACUUAAUACGGGGAUAAGAAGAGCUAACCCAGAUCCUGUGCCAGAAAAAUUAGGUCAGAUCAAACUAGAAGGAGCCAAGAGCUUUGAACAACUAACUGGAACGCCUUCCCCAGAUGACAAAUCGUUUCUUCCUAAACGAUUAGAAAAGUUAGACCUUCGAUGUUAUCCCAAUUCUAGUUUGCCCACCUGGAUAAAUCCAGGUCAACUGGGAAAACUAGAAAAACUCUACAUCAGAGGAGGACAUCUCUGUUAUCUGAAGAAGUUCGAAACUGUUAAAACUUUACGCCUGAGGUACUUGACCAAAUUGAAAAUGGAUUGGAAGAAAUUGAACGAUUUGUUUCCAGACCUGCAAUUCCUGGAAAAGAUUGGUUGCCAGAGCCUCAUCUUUUUUCCUUGCAAUGAAUACGGGGAAUGGAAGAGGAACACUGAGCACUAGCAUAGUUUUCGCUCUUUCUUCUCUUCUUCUUGCUUUUUUUUUUUUUUUUCUUCAACAGUCUAUGUAAUUUCUUCAAUGCAUAAUUUUUAAUGGAUGGUGUUUCUUUCUUACUAAUUUCUACUUUGUGUUUCUACUUAUUGCUCUGUAUCUCUACUUGCGGAUUGUUUUCUUUUUAUAUGAUCCCAUUAAAAAAAAAAAAACUAUGGGAUCAAUUGAUUAAUUUAUUAUUAUUUAAUAAUUAAUUCUUUUCUUA
Messenger RNA from Rubroshorea leprosula, 2573 nucleotides. NCBI's taxonomy places the organism in Eukaryota, Viridiplantae, Streptophyta, Magnoliopsida, Malvales, Dipterocarpaceae. The record is from the annotation of a GenBank genome assembly.